Molecule: messenger RNA, 2097 nt
Organism: Pisolithus orientalis
Lineage: Eukaryota; Fungi; Basidiomycota; Agaricomycetes; Boletales; Pisolithaceae
Product: acetoacetyl-CoA synthetase
Exons: 14
Coding region: 1-2097 (698 amino acids)
Biological process (GO): lipid metabolic process
Cellular component (GO): cytosol
Molecular function (GO): acetoacetate-CoA ligase activity
Source: RefSeq, a predicted model, not a curated record
AUGUCUGAGGAAACUCCCUUGUACGUCCCGCCAGAUCCCAAGGCUACUCGGUAUUUUUCGUUCCUCGAUAAGAUAAAUGAGAAGUACCAUGCCUCGCUCGAAACAUACUCUGAUCUGCACACCUGGUCGACAAAACACAUCGAUCUGUUCUGGAACCUCGUAUGGGAUGACGUCGGUAUCAUCGGCAGAAAGGGCAGCCAUGUCGUCGACAAUCAAGCAGUCCCCGCCUCCAACCCACCGUGGUUUCAGGGGGCAAGACUGAACUGGGCGGAGAACAUGCUCAGCUGUCGCUCCGAGCACAAGAUCGCUCUCAUACAAGCAAGUACGUCUUUCUCUCCGUCCUCUACAGAUAGGCAUGUUACGUACGCGCAGUUGUAUGAUAUCGUGGCGAAUCUCGUCUCUGCACUCCAUCAGCUGGAGCUUAAACCAGGCGAUCGAGUAGCGUCCUAUUGUUCCAAUUGCAUCGAAAAUGUUGCGGCGUGUCUGGCAGCCACAGCGAUCGGCUGCAUUUGGGUCAGCGCUGCUGCGGAUUUCGGUGCAGAAGGCGUACUAGAGCGUUUCGAGCAAGUCCGGCCUCGCGUCAUCUUCGCUGUGGACGCUGUGGUUUACAACGCUAAAGUGCACCAGCACCUGCCAAAAUUGCAGGCUUUGCUGUCCGGUCUCCACGAGCGCUGCGCUUUGGAGCCUAAAGUAGUCAUCAUCGAAACGGGUAAGCGGGACCCUUCCAUUCUGAUUGGAGGAUGGGAGCUCUGGGACAACUUUAUUGCCGAGGGGAAGGCAAAGGCCCUUGGACGCAAGAAUGGAGAAAUUGAAUGGAGUCGCCAGAGCUUCGACUGGCCCCUGUGGAUUCUUUUCAGCUCCGGAACCACGGGUACACCCAUUGUUCACCGUGCUGGAGGAAUGCUAUUGCAGUCGAAGAAAGAAUUCGUGAUAUGUGCAGAUCUACGCCCAGAAGACGUUUUCUUUUAUUAUACCACAACUGGAUGGAUGAUGUGGAAUUUUCUUGUGAGUGGCCUGAGCCUGGGUUGUACCCUCGUUCUCUACGAUGGAAGUCCUUUGAGGGAUCCUGCCUAUCUUUGGCGUCUUGUGGAUAGCUUGCGAAUCACAAUCUUCGGAACAAGUGCCAAGUACCUCGAUCAACUUUCCAAAGUUUACAAACCCCGAGAACAUCAUGAUUUGUCGACUUUGCGACAUAUCUAUUCCACGGGUUCCCCUUUGGCACCCGCACUGUUUGACUAUGUUUACGAGGAUAUCCAUCCAAACGUUCUGCUUGCCUCGAUAACAGGGGGAACGGAUAUAUGCUCCCUGUUCGCUGGUAUGUGCACGGCUCUGCCCGUUUAUCGGGGCGAGAUACAGUGCCGCAUGCUCGGGAUGGCAGUGGAAACGUACUCCCAGGAGGGGGUCAAGUCAGAAGAGGGUCAGGCUGGCGAGCUAGUCUGCGUGCGACCCUUCCCUUGCAUGCCCCUCGGUUUUUGGCCCCUUUCCGGAUUUGAUGCACCCGACGAGGCCGUUAGAGCGGCAUCGGAACGAUUUUACCAAGCCUAUUUUGCAGAAUACAAACACGUGUGGCAUCAUGGCGACCAUGUGUUGCUUACGCGAUCACGCGGCGGAAAUGGAGGGGGGCUCAUCAUGUUGGGCAGGAGUGACGGUGUCUUAAACCCAGGAGGAGUUCGUUUUGGGUCAUCGGAGAUAUACGAUGUACUCGAUGUGUGCUUCUCUGUUUCCGGACACAGUACAGCUACUAGUACGAUUGAGGACGCGCUAGUAGUUGGACAGGCCAUUGGAGGGGGUUUAGAUGAGCGUGUGAUUCUAUUCGUGAAACUUCCCGUGGGCAGGACACUAGGUACAGAUAUGGAGAGUAUGAUCAAGACGGAGAUCAGGGUGAGGAGGACAGCUCGCCAUGUUCCUGCCCGAAUAGUUCAAGUAGAAGAUAUCCCAUAUACUCUAAACGGGAAAAGGGUAGAAGUGCUGGUGAAGAAAAUUAUCAACGGCGCUCCACUAUCCAGUAUCAAUCCGGCUACGCUACGGAAUCCCGAAUGCCUUGUCGAGUAUGUGCGGGUCAGCGAGCAGCUCCGAGCAGAGGUGGGAUCGAAAUGA